Athene cunicularia (burrowing owl) is the source of this 2804-nucleotide messenger RNA. RefSeq names its product DnaJ heat shock protein family (Hsp40) member C18 (gene DNAJC18). Gene Ontology annotation, biological process: cellular response to misfolded protein. The transcript is spliced from 5 exons. The record is from RefSeq and is a predicted model, not a curated record. Gene Ontology annotation, cellular component: endoplasmic reticulum membrane. Gene Ontology annotation, molecular function: Hsp70 protein binding. Lineage: Eukaryota; Metazoa; Chordata; Aves; Strigiformes; Strigidae. Bases 221 to 730 code for a protein of 169 amino acids.
ACUUCUUUUAAUUUACUCUCCAGCAAUAGGCAAUGCUUUUGCAGUUCUGAGCAACCCUGAAAAACGAUUACGAUAUGAUGAAUUCGGAAGUGACCAAGAGCAUGUCAGCACUGGCCCAGCCAGGCACUAUAAUUACUACACAGAAUUUGAAGCAGACAUCACACCAGAAGAAAUAUUCAACGUGUUUUUUGGUGGGCACUUCCCUACAGGAAAUAUCCAUAUGUUCUCAAAUGUAGCCAGAGAUGCGCACUAUUACCCACGGAGGCACCGAAAUGAAAGAGCGUGGACGCAGGAGCAAGAAGAGGAAGAAAACAGGCCACAGAAUUCAUAUUCUGCAUUUAUACAGUUGAUGCCAGUUUUCAUAAUAAUAAUAGUGUCAGUUAUAACUCAGCUGAUGGCCACAAACCCACCUUACAGCCUGUUCUACAAAUCGUCCAUAGGCCAUGUUAUUAGUAGAGAAACAGAGAACUUGCAGGUGCCUUACUAUGUUGAUAAAAACUUUGAAAAGAAUUAUCAAGGAGCAGAACUUCAAGAGCUAGAGAAAACUGUUGAAAAAGAUUACAUAGAUUAUAUUCAGACCAGCUGCUGGAAGGAGAAACAGCAAAAGUCUGAUUUGUCAAAUUUGGCCAAGCUUUACAGAGAUGAGCGGUUAAAACAGAAAGCAGAAUCACUGAAACUUGAGCACUGUGAGAAGCUCUCCAGUCUGAUUGGAAUGCACAAAGGGGGCUGACCAGGACACACACAUUCUGUAGUUUUAUUUAUUGCUGGUUUAACUUAUGUUUUUAUUUUCCUUUGUAUAAAAAGGGAAGGAGCCUAUUGUAAAGAGUCUGAAUAUUUAAGGCCUUCUGCAUAGAGUGCAGAGAUGGGCCAACACAAGCCACAGAGCUGGUGUUUGCUGUAAUAUAUACUGUACACUAUAUUUGGUUCCAAGGACCACUGGCACUUUGUAAAUUAAUUCCCUGGGAAACGCUGUUAGUUUGGAACCUGUCUUCAUUGGUAGUUUGUCUGCCAUCCAAACAGUAUAUGCUUCCCAGGAGAGCAGACAAAUGUCUUUGCUUUCUGUAUUUUAUAUGGACCUGCAGUUCACUCGAUCAUAGGAGCAGCGUAGUUCUCGGUAUUAAGUGCACUCGCCUUCUCAUACUGAUACCAAGCGGCUGUCCUGGCUCCUACAGUGCUGCAUGCUGCGAAUGUAGAUGGAAGGCAGCGUGUUCCCGUGGAGUGUCAUACGCAAUGCUGAAUUCCGAGGAGUCAAGCCCCUGCCUCAGGUGAGCUCUUGAGCAGCUCCCAGCCCCCCCAGCCUGGAGGGCCGAACGCCUUCUGUUCCCUGGCAAGACAACACGCUGAGACGCCGACAGCAAACAAGAAGAUGAGAGUGUGAGUUUCACCAAUUCCAGUGUCUGCCAAACUGUAGAGAAAGGACAACUGUAUUUAUUUUCUCAUGUUUUCAGUGGCAUAUUUUUAAGCUGGCUGUUUUAUUCUGAUUUUUAUCUGCAAACUCUUCUCCAGCUGUUAGAGGGGUCCUGCUUUUUCUGGUACAGUUUUGAUGUAGCAUAUUUUUACUCUGUUGAGCAGUUAUGAAUGUUUUACUGUAGAUAUUAGUAUUGCAAAGAAAAAGAUCCAUGUGGUAGUGUCCUGUUUUUUCUUCAUCCUUCUUUACGAAACCAGGCAUUUAAAGGCAGGUUGAGGAUGGGUUGUACUCAGCAGCAGCAGAGAACAGAGUGUAGCUCCUGCUGAGCAUCAGGAACCUCCCAAGCCAGUUUCUCUGGUGGGCUGCCAUGGGUGCAUGCCACACAUGGAACGGACUAUUACAAAGGACCUUUCCCAGCAGUACAGGCACUGGAGGCACAGGCUUCUGCCCCCCUCCUUGGUGUGGGGACUCAGUGAAGCCUCAGCAGGGGCAGCACUUGCCUCUGACAUUGAAGUACAGGUUGAUUAAAACUGAGCUAGUCUCUGGUGUUGCCCCCAUUCCUAAAACUCACUGUGAGUAUUGCAGAUGGCCUUGGCUUAAACCUAGGAAAGUGCUCAAAAGUUUUGAGAAAUGCCAGAAUUAAAAUUGCCUUUAAAGCUUAGGCUUCAGGUUUCUGCCUGGGUGUUAGGGAGCAGUCGCAUACUGGUGCUCGGCCACACGCUGAGGGCGUCCCGUUGGCACGGUGCACGGGGCGGCUGGUACUGUGAGCAGGGAGCUGGGACGACCCCUUGGUGUCCCUGUCCCAUCCGUUACAGCAAUGGGAGGUUGGGCACCAAGAGGAUCCGGGGGCUGCAGGAAGAGAAGCUUUUCUGGUGGUGUACACUGGAGUGGAGGUGUUUGCCUUGGGUUUUGAGACUUAGUGCUUCUGCAUGUAGAAGCAUUCAUCCAUAUAUGAUGAGGCCAUUGCAACUACAGCAGUAUGGCUGCUAUGAAAUGGUGGUGUGUUAAAACAAAACAAAAACCUAACCACAACAUAGUGGCUCUGUAAGAUAGUAUUUUUAUGUUAGCCUUUGUUCCCCAUUGGGAAAUUUUGUAGGAACACCUGGGGAAGUUGAGCAGAGUUUGUCAGCCACUCCAGACGGGAAGAGUGCCAGUGAAUAAGGCCUUUAGGAGGGGGUUGUUGUGAAACACCUUUAGUACAAGAGUCUGUAAGGGCAAAAAUGUUCCAUUAUUCUAGGCUGGUAAUGUGUAUGGCAGUAGGACAGACAGCCUUAAUUCUGGUAUUUCCCAGUUUUGAGCACAUUGUGUAUGAAAAGCAAAACUCUUUUAAUGUUGCUUUUUAUAUUUGAAUAGUUUGUAGAAUAUACUUGGAAUAUAUUAAAGUGGUUGGACUUUA